Messenger RNA from Delphinapterus leucas (beluga whale), 830 nucleotides. The record is from RefSeq and is a predicted model, not a curated record. Lineage: Eukaryota; Metazoa; Chordata; Mammalia; Artiodactyla; Monodontidae.
CCUCCCCCCGCCCCAGCAUCCUUGCAACUAGUUGAAUCAAUUCACAGAUUCACAGUUCAGGAUCCGAAAGGAACGGAAUUAGCUUCUGUAUGUGAAGUGGGUCUGACCCACGAGGGGACCCCGGAGGGGAACGUCCGGAGAGCCUCCUCCGGAGCUGGGCGGGAGCUGAACGAGUCCCGCGCGCGGGGCGGGGUAGGAUAGGGCGCAGCGGCGGAGCCCAGAGCUCGGGACCAUCGUGCGGCCCGCGGCCUGCACUGUCUUUGCUCCUCGGAGCGCCGGCGGGUGACUGGAAGUUGACAAAUCUCUAGGGAGGCGGUGAGCCUCCCGGGACCCGCGGCCGCCGCCUGUCGCCGUCCGCUGGGCAGCGAGGUUCCUGCGGCCCGAUGAGCCGGCCCAGCGGGAGCAGCCGCGACGACGGCGACCACGAGCGGGAGCCGGGUGGCCCGCGGCGGCAGGGGAGGGUCCCCGCGGCCUGUAGGGGGCAGCGCCGAGCCCGGGAGGAGACGGCGGCGGAGGGGUGGGCGAGUCCCGGCCUCCCUGCCCUCCGUGCGCUUACCCGGCGCCGCCGGCUUCGGCGGGGACCCGGUGGUACGUGGCGGGCCCGGCGCGCGACAGCCCCUGGAGAAUUGGGAUCCGGGGAGACCCCGGCGUCGCCACCCGCCCGCCCGGGGCCGCGAGAGCCUCGGGAGGCGCCUCCGCGUGGCCGGGGAGCGUCUGGGCGCCCGCCGCUUCCCCGAGCCCGAGCGGGACGCCCGGUGCCCGCGCGGAAUCUUCCGAGAAUCCUGCUGCCGCGACUCUAACCGUGAGCGAGGCGAGCUCGAAACCAACAG